Molecule: messenger RNA, 5267 nt
Organism: Lytechinus pictus (painted urchin)
Lineage: Eukaryota; Metazoa; Echinodermata; Echinoidea; Temnopleuroida; Toxopneustidae
Product: menin-like
Exons: 3
Coding region: 1090-2349 (419 amino acids)
Biological process (GO): negative regulation of cell population proliferation; regulation of transcription by RNA polymerase II; negative regulation of cell cycle
Cellular component (GO): chromatin; histone methyltransferase complex; nucleus
Molecular function (GO): Y-form DNA binding; chromatin binding; transcription cis-regulatory region binding
Source: RefSeq, a predicted model, not a curated record
GGUCUGGAUAAAAACUAAUGUAAAUAAGUACAUCAUACCAGGGAAGUGGGAGGUUUCUCAGAUAAUACUGCAAAUGCUGGAAGAUUUGUCUAAUCCCAGCAUACUUACUUUUUACAGUCUUUGACUAAGCAUUGGCUUUAGGAGCCUUAUACCAUCUUCACACUGGCCACAAACCCCGCUACAGUACCGGGACUGUCCCGAGACUGUAGCGGUGUUGCCUUCGGUGUGAAUUCUCGUACCCGCAAUAAACUACCCCGGGAUAACCUCGCCUCACUCUAACUCUGCAACAAACUAUCAUUAGGCAAGCCAUUGUAAUAGUUGUGGUCUAGUGGUUAUGACUCUCGUCUUUCAAUCUGAAGGACGUGGGUUUGAUUCCCCGCCCUCAAGUAUUUCCAGUGUAUCAGAGUCGGGUCACAAGCCUACACAUGUUUUGUUACGGAGGUCAUAAAAAUCACCUGCUGCAGUGUGAAUGGAUACAUGAGAUUUAUCCCGGGACUGUGCCAGGAUAACUUUUCUAUCCUGAAUGCAUUUAUAGCGAGUUUAUAGCAUUGUCACCAUCCCUUGACAGCACCGGGAUAAAUUUGAAAACCAGUGCGAAGACGGUAUUAGAGAUGAUUCACUUCCAGACAUCAAUAUCAUUCCUAUUCUUGGGAAUUGAUUUGAGUCAUAUAAUUAUCUUGAAAUGAGUUCAAAUAUUUGUCCAUUUUAUUGCCAUCUGUUGGGUAAAUUUUAUUGUGCAUGUAGUUUCCCACUGGCAAGCUGACAGGCCCUUGAUAUUUAACAGUGCAAAGAUAUGUAUCAUUAAAAUUUGAAUCAAGACCUCUUUCUCAGGUCUAUAAUCUAUCCAAAACCAGAUCCUAGUAUAUUAGAAAUAUGGCUUCAAAGAUUGAUAUAGAUCCUAGGAUUGUUGCUCUUUUGCAUUUAGAAUUGAUUAUUACUAUUUAGUGAAAACCCCCUCAGGAAAAGGUGUUGUGGGGAAUCGUCAGGAAGAAGGCAGUAAUCAGUUACCAUGUUCAUUUCUUUUCUUUUAAUAUAAAUGUUUCUUUAUCUUUCUGUUCUUUUCAGGAGCUUCUAUGGUUAUUGUAUGACAUGGGUCAUCUGAAAAAAUAUCCUCUUGCUUUGAGCAAUCUUGGUGACCUUGAAAGCAUUGACCCCAGUCCUGAUCGACCCACGACCCUUGAACUGUUUGAGGAGGCCAUUCAAUCUGGUAAAGAGUUCUAUUCUGACCAUCAUGUCUAUCCCUACACAUAUCUAGGAGGUCAUCUCUAUCGGCAGAAGCAGUACAAGAGAGCGAUGCAAUACUGGGCAGAAGGAGCAAAAGUCCUCAGCCAGUACAACUACCAACGCGAAGAUGAGGAGGUGUACAAGGAAUUCAUGGAAGUGGCCAAUGAACUAAUCCCCACUAUCCUGAAGGAAGCUACUGUUUACCAUUCCAGAGAUGCUAGGCACAUCCCAAAAGACCCUGAAUGCUAUGGCUUCUACCUACGUCUCUAUGACAACAUCUGUAAGUGGGAAGAAGGCAGUUCCACCCCCGUCUUGCACAUCACGUGGGCGAAGCACUUUGUAGCCUCGGUAACCAAGUUUGAUAGCAGCAUUAGGGAUCGGUUAGAUGUAAGGUUAAUUGAUGCUGAUGGAAAGGAAGAAGUGGAAGAGAAUGAGGAGGAGGAUGAGGGAGAGGAUAAAGAGGAGGAAGGAGAAGGAGAGGCUGGUGAAGCGAAGAAAACGGGGAAGGAAAAGGAAGAGGAUAUCAACAAGAAUGUGGUCUCUGCACCUGAUGAAGCAGAUGGUUGUGGAAAGAAAGGUAAGACGGAGAAUGAGGGUGAACGCAAUGAGGAUAACAUUCAUCCAGAACUCUUCUCUGAUCCUUUCACUGGCGUAGGGUCACUUUGGGACACCAAGACGGAAUUCAGUGACUUUCUGAGCACUCGUUCGAAUGGCAGUGCCUUCCCGGGCAUGACCCUGGAAUCUCUCAUGAAAGCCGAGAGUCCUGCAGAAAUGGCAUUCCACAGGCGUCUCAAGUCGCAGCUUUCACAAGAUGUUACUGGUGCACAAGGACAGAGUGAAAGUAAACAAGUUAAUGAUGCAGGGUGUGUUGAUGAGGAUGAUGACACCAAAGAUGAUCUUGAGGACAGCAUCAACCUGCCACCGCAACCUGUACCCAAGAUCCUCUUGAGGAGUGCAAAGAUGAAAGGCCUGCGUGGUAUCCUCACCUCUACAGGUAAACUAAACACUGCAGCAAUCCACCUUCAGCUGACGGCCCAAUCGCAGGUCCAGGUCGGCAAGAGAAUUCGAUCCACUAACGAUUAUGAGGAUUAUGGCACCUUGAGACGAAGACCACGCAGGGAAUAAGGACUGAAUUCCAUUGAUAAACUUUGCCAGUAAUGUCAAGGAUUCCUUUUUCUUGGCAAUAAAAUAAGUCAAUAUUUCAUUGUUUGAUGUAUGAAUGUCAACAAACAGAUUUUGUUUAUUUCUUUGAAGAGUACCUGAAGUGGUGGAAUAGUGCCAUGCAUAAAAAUAUAUUUUGUUUUUUGUCAUUGAAGAAAAGCAUUUAGUCUUAAGAAUGAAAUCGUAACUUAAAUUUUAGUUGCCAAUUAAUGUUUACAUUGUCAUUUAUCAAGUUGUAUAAAGAGAGCAUAUCUUAUCUCAAUCUAAAUUUGUCUUCAGUCUGAAAGGUCACAAUUUUCUUUGAGAUUUAUCUUACAUAAUAAUAAUCAACUUUCUGAACAUUAUUUUUGUAAUGUAAUCGAAUUAAAAACAUAUCACUUAGACUUUUAAGCUUCUUACCAACAUUUCCACAUUCUAUGAAAUAACAGAAGUGUUUACUGCAGAGACAAUCUUCAGAUAAAUUGAUUUGGCGAAAAAAAAAACCCUGUAAAAUUUAGGUUGUUCCUUGUGCAUUUUCAAUAUUAAAAGUGCACUUUGUGAACUCUGUUCUUGACUCUGCAAUAUGUACGUAUUUUAUGUGCAUUUAUCAUAGAUUUUCUUGUAUAUUUUAAUGAAAACAAGACAGUACACAGGUGCGGAGUGCAAUUGUGCCCUUCUUUUUAUGUUUCAUAAGCAUGCUUUAUGUGAUCAGUUGGUCAGAUUUUUAUAUUUAUUGUAUGGAAAUACAAAUUGUAUUUAUGUCUUUUGAAAUUUAUUGUAUUUGCUUGAAUAUGUACAUUUUCCUUACAAGUAAUGAACAGAACUUCCCUGUGACAUUAAUCCAGUUGUACAUACUGUAUAGCACCAAAAAAGUGUUGCUUUAAAAGUGUAAACUCUUCUUGUUGGAGUGCUUUAUCUUUGUAGAUAUGAAGUUGUCUGUUUUCUUCUGAUUAUUGAGAAGAUGGUCAAUGCUUAUCUAAUGAUUUCAUGUAUCAUUAAAGGGAAUUCACCCUGAUAAUAAGUUAGUUUUGAUGAAAGCAGAAAAUUAGAGAAAAAUAUUGAUCGAAGGUUUAAAGAAAAUCCAUAAAUAAAUAAGUUAUGAAAUUUUAUUAUUUUGAGAAAUAAUGUGACCUCACAGACGAUAUUGUUGUGCGUUAUAAAUUCUCCAUUGCCAUUUUCCCAAAACAUUUGAUAAUGGUUUUAUACAUGUAUGUGUGUUGAAUAUAUCAUCAGACGCACAAUAUCAAUUCAUACCCCAUUCUAUAAGAAAAAUAUAUUCGUAUUUAUCAUAUUACAUAUAAAAAAUGAAUUUAUGGAAUAUAUAUAGAACAUGAUAUAUGGGAAAGCUGCUUGCAUAUCAUGUAACAUAUUUAAAAAUUUUAGAAUUUCUAACUUUCUUAUUUUUUGAUAGGUUUUCCAGAAACUCAAUAUUUCUAUUUAAUUUUUCUGCUUUUAUCCUAACCAAGUUAUCAUCAGGGUGAACCUCCCUUUUAGAAUGUUAUCUAAAUGUUGUAUUAAUAAAUUGUUUCUUGAGAAGAGCUUUCUCCUCCAAAACCUCUCUCUUGUCAUGACCAAAUUAUAAUACUUUUUGCAUGCCUGGAUGAAUUGAUAACUUCUUGACAUUUUGUAUUUUCUUUUUUUCAAAUAUAUUUUUUGUCCAUUCAUAGUUGACAUUUCACUGAAAAUCUUUUAAAUGAACAGCAGUUUUUAUUCAAAUUGUUACCAAAGAAUAAAUAUGACAUUCUUCAUGUUUUUGCUAUGUAUUAUGCACUUGCCAAACGUUUGGAAUGUAUUUGGUCCUCUCGUUAAGCUGUUGAUGUAUCAUAUUGAUGUAAAGUGUAAUUGAAUUUGAAUUGUUAAUAUUGUUUAUAAAAAAUUGUGUAGAUUCAUCGACCGAAUACUCUGUCAUUUUAUUGUUCGAUGCUUGUAUAGUUAAUAAUGUCUUUCUGUCAGUAGAAAAGUUCUUUUGUAAAUUACAAGAAGAGGGUUGUGAUGAAAAGUGUAAUAAUGAACAAAAUGCUUUUGUAAGUAAGGGUUGUAUUUUAGAGAUGCAUGUUAGGACAAAAAUUGAUUGAGGCUUUAAAAAAGGAGUUUGAUAUUUUUAUAGUGCAUAUUGUAAUACAAUUAUAUACAAAGUAUGCCUAGGCAAAUAUAAUCGUAUUUCUGUGUUCAUGUGGUCAUUUAAAAUGCCUUUGAACUUUUAUUUCAGUAUCAUUUAAAAGUUCCAAUGAUGUCGAUUUAAAGUAAAGUUAUUUUUUAAUAAAUACCUGAAAGGUUUUGUUGAAUUCUAUGGAUUUAUUGGAACAAUAUACAAAUAUAUUUUAAAAUUUUAUAAAGAUUUUAUGGUAAAAAAUUCAAAGAAAAUUUUAAAGUUGUUUAGUGUAUCCACCAUUUAAAUUAUACAACAUGCUGGAAGAAAUGUCUGUAUCACCAAUUUGUUUUGAAGACUGAAUCAGGCUACAAGUCUUGCACUUAUGGCCUUUAUAGAGUUCCGAAGUGUGACGUCAUCAAUUUUACUUUUUGCAUAUCAGCGUUUUUUAUACCAUAUUUUGGUAGAGCACGAUAAAACAAAACCCUCAACCAAAAUUUGGUGGGAAUCGGUCCAUAAGAUAUGACCUCAUGAAUACAUGAUUAUCCCCAUUGAAGUCAAUGUAUAAUUGGCCUGGUUCCUAACUUUUAGAACCAGGCCAACAAUACACUGACUUCAGUUGGGCUAAUUAUGUAUUCAUGAGGUCAUAUCUUCAGGCCCCAUGGACGGAUUCCCACCAAAUAUUGGUAGUGGGGGUUCUUCAUCAUGCUCUACCAAAAUAUGGUAUCAAAAACACUGAAAUUCUAAAAAAAAAGUUUUUUGUGACAUCAUCACUUCGGUACUCUAUACCAACGUAUUGCCUCAAUUUUAUUUC